This is a messenger RNA of Bombyx mori (domestic silkworm), 2794 nucleotides long. It is a transcript of the gene Lsm11, whose product is annotated as U7 snRNA-associated Sm-like protein LSm11. Lineage: Eukaryota; Metazoa; Arthropoda; Insecta; Lepidoptera; Bombycidae. Gene Ontology annotation, cellular component: U7 snRNP. Bases 160 to 1107 code for a protein of 315 amino acids. Gene Ontology annotation, molecular function: U7 snRNA binding. Gene Ontology annotation, biological process: mRNA 3'-end processing by stem-loop binding and cleavage. The record is from RefSeq and is a predicted model, not a curated record. The transcript has 5 exons.
GAACAGACAAGGCUGUAUGGGCUUAGAUCCCCUUGCCUUUCCUAAUAAGGAAAAAUUGUACCAAAAAAAAGAAAUUUAACCUGUAUUCUUUGUUAUUGUUUUGGUUCUGAAAAUAAGGUUAAUUCAACACUUCAUAACAUUUCGUUUUAUAGAAGAAACAUGUCCGAAAGACAUAAUUCGGAGUCUUCAACAUCUGAAACUGAGAUGACUACUGGCAGCUCUACAAAUUUAAAGUCAAAAAAAGUGUUACAUUCUAACAAAAAAACAGUUUUAACUGAAAAUGAGCACCGUACAAAGAAACAGUAUUCUGAAGGUAAAGAAAUUAAAAGUUUUGACAGUAAAAUUAACGUGGAACCGCAUAGAGCAAGAGAUUCAGAAGAAGAAAUUUCUGAGACUGAUGAUAAAAACUCAGAUAUGUCAACGACUGAAUCAGAAGUUAGUGCCUGCAGUUCCAACUUCAACCCAAUAAAGGCAUUGUAUUCCAAAAAGAGUAAAAUACCAGUGGAAGAUGCACCAGUAUUUGAGAAUCUAGAACAGUUAAUGUCUUCGUUCAAGAACGAUUCAGUAUUACCCGUUGGGUAUGGAAGUAUUGUUAAAGAGAGGGAAGAAAAAAAACUCAAGCUAAAACUGGAAGAAGAAAAACUGUUGGAAGAGAAAAAUCGAGCACGUUUUGCACAGUACAGAGAUUUGAUGCCGACCAAAAAAAUAAGACGAAAGAAAAACGUGUUGACUAAAAUGGAAAAUGUCAAAGGUCCGUUGGGCGCCUUGAAAGAAUGCGUCGAUGGAAGACUCAGGAUAAAGGUAACAACUAGGAAUGAGAAAGGGAUCAGAGGGCUCCUCCACGCUACCCUGGUGGCUUUCGAUAAGCAAUGGAAUCUAGCACUUAGCGACGUUGUGGAGGAAUGGACACGGAAAUCGCCAAAUAAAAGGAAAAUACCCCCGGCCGUCGGUAGACCAGUUCCUAAGGGUACAGCAUCGACUAUAUCGACCGUUCCUAAAGUCAUUGAAAAUCCGCUCGGCAAAGGAAUGUGGCAAUGCACUCGGUAUUUACCCCAGUUACUGGUCAGAGGUGAGCACGUCGUAAUCAUUAACAUAGUGGAACGAUAAUAUACGCAGGAGCACAACUCUAUCGUUGCGUUCUGGUAAUUUUAUAAACUAUACCAUAAUAUUGGUGGCAUCAAUUGAACUAUGGCAGCAUCAGACUAACUCGGCUAGAAAUUUUUAUUUAAACGGUUUCUCUGAUUAAAAUAUGUUUGUUUACAUUUAAUUAGCUUUUAAGUAUUCCAGCGUAAAAUGUAAUAUAAUUAAUGUAAAUUGGUGUAUAUUAUAUCAGAAAAAAUAUAUUCGAAUCUCUGCAAAAAAAAAGGUGAUGUACUUGUGAUUUAAGUUUAGACUAUUCUGUAUUAUUCGAAUCCUGGUUCUUUUGAUUAUUAAUUGAUUAAUUGCUCAGUGCGCUAAUUUUAAUAAGGACGCUAAGGCGAUUAAACCGGCUUGUAACCAUUAUUGUCUAUUUUGAAAAGACUAAAAUAUUUUUGGUCCAAUAAUCUUUAAGAAGGCUCAUAGGCAGAAGUGCGCUGGUCGGACCAGAUACGUUCCACUCUCAACACUUCAGUCCACGUUGCUAUCCACACAGCCGAGGAUAGGCAGGAGCGGCGCAGGAUAAUCCAGAAGAAAGUUAUUAGACGAGGCCUGGUAGGCAGCGGCGUGGCCCUUGGCAUUGCUGACGUCCAUGAACGAUGGUGACCACUUACCAUCAGGUGGGCCGUAUGCUCGUCUGCCUACAAAGGCAAUAACAAAUAAAAAAAGGCCACGACGAGCAUUGAGGAUUAUUGACGCAACGAGGAGGAUUCUUUAUUUUAGAAGAAACAAAUUUUCUGAUCUUAAUUUUCUCCGACAUGUAACUAUAUUAAUGAUACGUGGGAGAAUAGAUUAGUUUGUGAUUCGACAAAUUCUGGUUACUUGAGUAACGUUUAAAAAUGGAUGAUAUUAUUUUUGGAUAUUGUUUUUUUUUGUCGGCCCCCUUAAACACUGUUAGGGGAUUCCCGGUGAUUGGUAAAAGUGGCUCAGGACUCCAAGGCCAUAAAGCCUCAUCCUAAAUUUACAUAUAGCAUGGAUUAUUUUGAUUUAAACUUAAAUGAGAUUUGGUUACAUUUAGUUUCUAUCAUCACAGUUACUAUUAGAUAGUAAGAUAGAAUAGAAAUAAUAUUUUAUCACGCACUGAUUGUGAUAGUGUGUUUACAAAAACGAUAAAAUAUUGAAGGCUUUGUAAAAAACACUUUGAAACGAUUUAUCACAGAAGGAAGGCUUAUUGUAAAUAAUCUGACAGUUCACGUCUCGUAGAUUUUUUUUUGUAUAUUUGACGACACUCGAGAGCACUGCGACGUGUGAUGUGUGUUCACGGGUGCUCACAGUUGAAAAUGCGUUAAAAACGUAUUUAUAUUUUUAAUGGUGAAGGAUGCGUGUUGGUAAGUCAAGUCCGUCAGUUAUCAAUGACGCCGGAAUGUUAGGCGCAUUCAUCUCAAACUCAGUGCAAAGCACGUGUCACGCAAUCACCGGUUCAAUCCGGGUGGUACGUGGCCUUAAGUAAUAGAGAUUGACAUUGUGGAGGGUAAUCCUAAAAUGGAUGUGAGAGAGACAUUUGAAACACGUUGGAGAUGUAUACGCCAAUUGUAUCUGCGUCUCAUUAGAAUAAGAUGUGAUAUGCUUUUGCAAGGCUACAGUAAUCAUGGAUUAGUAAAUAGAUUUGUUUAAUUAUUUUUAAGUAAAUAUAUAUAUAUAUAUUUUUUUUAAUUAA